GCAAUCUCAGUGUUUGUAUUUUUUUUCUCUCUCGCCAUCAUCACGAUACUACGAAACGCGCUAGAAAAGAGAGUUCACGUAGAGCGUAUAAUUUGGUUUUUUUUUUGGUUCAGUUUGGUGUUUCGUAUUGAAAGCGUGAAUAAUUAUUGUGUUCAAAUUGAUUUUGACGUUGCUGUGUGUGUGUGACAUCGAAUUUGUUUUAAAGACGAAGAAAAAAGAGUUGUAUCUCAUUGGAAUAAAUCCAUCGAUAAAAUGGCAGAUAGCAGCGAAAAAACUAAACAAAGCACAAGCAGUGAAAAAACAACGAAUGAAGACAUCAGUAAUGCGAAUAACAAUAUGGCAAAUGCAUCAAGUCCCGUAGAAGACAAGAGUUCGGAGUGCAAAACAGUAGGCAACAAUAAUUGGUGGGGCUCAUGGAUUAAUUCAGCGAAAACAAAGUCGGUGUCUGUUUUUGAGGCGGUGAAACGUGAUUUAGAUGAAAUUUCAACAGCUGUUCGCACGGAAGUGUCACACGCUGGAACAGUUCUCAAUGAUACGCUAAAGCUGGACGAACCUGAAUCGACAGCAAGUACGGUCAAAAAGAGUCUCAGCUCAUUCUUUGGACAAGUCAGCGAAGCAUUGGUCCCAAGCAUCGAAGAUGAUGAAUCCGAGGCGAUAAUCAUCACAAGUGAAGGCGCCGUCACCUUAACCGGAUUCCAAAAGCAUUUAGCCGAACUACAAGCAAAUGAAGCAACAUUUUUAUCGCCACCAGAUGCGACACUCCAAGAGAACUAUCAACGUUGGCUAGAAUGCGUCGACCAGGAUCAAUUCACGCAAAAUCAGUUGGCACGUCAUCUAACCAGCAGCGAAAUUUUGAACGAAAAAUAUUUGCGCCUUGUGCCGGAUAAAUUGCCGCAUAUGGACUUUUGGAAGCACUAUUUAUUCAAACGUGCUUUGCUUGAGGAUGCAUUGGCACACGCUGAAAUGGCCGAACGACGAGCCAAAGCCGAAAUUCGAUCAACCAAAACGGUUUCACCAAAACGAGCCGGCGAAAUCAUUCAAACUGAACAACCGAAAACCGUUCAGCCUGCUGACGAAAAAGACGAAGCCGAAGAACAAGUUGAGUCAGCAAAAAUUGCAUCCGACGAGCUUAUCAUCGAAGACUCUGACAUAAAAUGGGAUGCAGACGAUUUUGGUAACGAAGAAAUUUCCGAAGAAGAACAGGCUCGACUGUUGGAACAGUAUGAAGCGGAAAUAAUGGAGCGGGAGAAGCGAAAAAGCCAAGUGGUUCCAUUAGAAGAAAAGAUUCGAACAAAGACCGAUACCAAGUCCGAACAACCGAAAGCAGGAAAUAAAAAAGACCAACAAAAAACCCAACCGACGUCUCAGAAAGGUGCGAAUGCGAGCAAAAAAUCAAAUACGACGAAGUCCAACAGCACAACCAGCAAACAAGUAGAUAAUUCGAAAACCAAAUCCAAUGCAAAAUCAAAACAAACGGCACAAAACAGCGGCGGCGAUGAUGCUAAAAAAUCGGCAUCAAAAAAGAAUCAAGGCAACGAUAAAGGAGAUACGACUGUAGUUAAAGAACGUAGCUUAGCUGAAGAUCUAAAAACGGAUACCGGCGCUGCAUCCGAUGAGAGUUGGGAAAAGGAUUUUGAUUUAAGCGACCAAUAAGUUAUAUGUAGAGUAGACUAAUUUACGACAGGCCAAGACCAAAUGACAGAUCUAUACAUAUGCUACACAGAUUUAAUACGAAGAUUUUGAUAGAUCGUUCAAAUUCGAUUGGGCUAUUUUUGAAAUUGAGCAUUUAUCAACCAGAUGAUUUUUCUUUUUCCUUUUUUUUACAUUUUACAUUAAAUUCGAACUUUUCUUCGUAAAUACGAAACAGUUAAACAAAACACAUUUAUAUACUAUGUAAAUAAUAAUUUAUUUUUAUUGAUAUUCCCUCUCUUUCUUUUUUUUGUUCCAUAUUUUCUAUCCAAAAAAAAAGAAAGAAAAAGAUGCAAGUUUAUUUCGAAGAAAAUGAUUCAAGAGAAAAAGAAGUAGAAAAAAAGGAGAAAAAAAAAUAUAUUUUUAGUUAAAUUUUUUAUAAGAUUUUGCAAGUAUCUAAAGGGGUGUCUCAGUUUUUGAUACUACCCAUUUGUAUCCAUUUUAAUUUUAUGCUAAAAGAAGCGAUAAAUAAAAUCAUUAUCAAUAUGUUAUGAAUGAUAUAGCCAUUUUUGUAGUUCAGUAGACUAAUAAUCAGCCAAAAUGCUCUUUAUGCAAAAAGAUGUCAUAGACCAGUUUAUCAGCUAUUUGAAGAAAAAAAACCCAUAUAGAUUGCGAAAGACAAACAAUAACACACCGAGCAACCCGAAAAUUGAAAAAAAAAUAAAUAAAAUGAAAACUUGCUAACAAAAUCAUAAGCAUAGUGUCAAAAACAGUUGACAGCUAUUCAUAUCGAACGAGAUAUCAUUUCAAUUGCUGAAAUGAUAAUGCUGCAAACUACAUCAUCAUCCAAUGUUGGCCUAUUAUAUGCCACAAAAUGAUUGAAAUUUGUCCAAUUUGUUGAAUUUUAUGUAUCGAAAUUGUAAAUUUAAUAAAACAAAAUUUUGUAAAUUA
Molecule: messenger RNA, 2580 nt
Organism: Sitodiplosis mosellana (orange wheat blossom midge)
Lineage: Eukaryota; Metazoa; Arthropoda; Insecta; Diptera; Cecidomyiidae
Product: BSD domain-containing protein 1-like
Exons: 6
Coding region: 253-1653 (466 amino acids)
Cellular component (GO): cytoplasm
Source: RefSeq, a predicted model, not a curated record